AGAAUACAAUAAUUCUUAAUUAUCUUUAUUCUGAUCAAUAACACUUUAUUAUGUUCACCAUGCAAGAUUCUUCUAGCGUCUCUCGUAACCUUAUAUUCAUCAUUUUCAUCAUUUUUUUAUUUGAUCUUAGGGUUCAGUCAUAUAACACUACAAUAAUUACUAAUGGAGAUAAUUGUGAUCCUUGCGUGGGGAUAUUUCACGUAUAUGUAACGGAUUGUAAUGGAUCAGUGAUACGAGAUGCGGGAAAGAGGAGCUGCUCUUUUUUUGAUCCAACAGUUU
Molecule: messenger RNA, 279 nt
Organism: Rhizophagus irregularis DAOM 181602=DAOM 197198
Lineage: Eukaryota; Fungi; Glomeromycota; Glomeromycetes; Glomerales; Glomeraceae
Source: RefSeq, a predicted model, not a curated record